Messenger RNA from Colletotrichum graminicola M1.001, 519 nucleotides. RefSeq lists its product as uncharacterized. NCBI's taxonomy places the organism in Eukaryota, Fungi, Ascomycota, Sordariomycetes, Glomerellales, Glomerellaceae. The transcript has 4 exons. The coding region runs from base 1 to 519 and encodes 172 amino acids. The record is from RefSeq and is a predicted model, not a curated record.
AUGAUCCACUUGGAUGAGAGAGUUAACUGCAACUGCAAAUACGACUGCAACUCUGGCCGGUCCACUGCCGACACACAGUCUGUGGGAGCCAGUCUGGACAAGACCCUUGCUGCUUGGAACCUGGGACAGGAAUCCCGCGCUGCCGUUUGCAAGCCCCCAUGCCCGCUUGAUGCUCCUCCUAGGCUCCUGGUCUGCUCCGUCAUGCCUGCUGCUGCUGCUGCUGCUGCUGCCGCUGCCGCUGCUGGCACUGGGAGGGACAACCAGGAACCCGGUGCUGAGGACUAUGCGGAAACGCCGUACCUAGUACUUUCUCGAGCUGGUCGCCGAUGGGCGUGCUCCGAGGUUGCCAAUACAUCCAUCCCCGUUGCCUCCAAAGCGAGAACAAUGGGCGGCGAACGACUAGUCGAGUGCGCGGCGGCAGACAGGGCCAAGCAUCUGCCCCAUUUCCCCUCCCGCAGAGCUGGCGCGCGGGUCGAAACACGAACGAACGACUUCCGCUUCGCCUCGCGUCGUACAUAG